GCAGUGUGUGUCGUCGACUAGUAGCUCAUUUUGAACACUUUCGGAGUUCUUUCUGCUAAAAGAAUAGUAGAGAGUAUUUUUUUUAAAGUUCUGUUCGUUUUCCUUCUCAACAUUAAUGGUAUGGCUCUUUAUAACUUGAAAAAUCCAGCUACAUGGUACUGCAGCCACCUAACAGAAGUAGGUUUGGUUUAUGUAAUUAUGACAAAGCCAGAAGGCUAUCUGCCCAAGGGAAGGGAUGCCUUCGUGGAGGACGUUCUAAAGAAAACUGGCUCAUAUACGUUACAUAUGGGAAAACUAAGGAAACACCCAAACUAAGGACAGUCCGUUCGCAGGAUUCAAAAUUCCGACCGAACUACCAGUGCUCUGCGACUUUACCACUCAGACGCUGCUGGGCCUAUCAGAAAUAGAGUGACCGUUUUACUUAAUAUAGAACCAGUCUCUUCUGAUGAAAAUUUCUUUUUUAGGCUAAACCUUUAUAAAUGCGUUGCUCGAAAAUGUCCCAAACCUGAAUACCGAACGGUGAAACGACUGAUGAGGGAAGCUGCGGAAUUAAGCAGUCCAACUGAAGAAUAUCAUGCUCAACCCUUAUCAGACAAUCUCUUUGAGUGGCAUUUUACUCUUCGUGGGCCUCCAAACACAGAUUUUGCAGGCGGUGUUUAUCAUGGAAGAAUUACUCUACCCCCUGAUUAUCCAAUGAAGCCUCCUAGCAUUAUCAUGCUUACCCCAAAUGGAAGAUUUGAAGUAAAUAAGAAAAUAUGUCUAAGUAUAUCUGGACAUCAUCCGGAAUCUUGGCAACCAUCUUGGUCAAUCAGAACUGCUUUGCUAGCACUUAUUGGGUUUAUGCCAACUCAUGGAAAUGGUGCCAUAGGAUCUCUAGAUUAUACACCAGGGGAGAGACAACAAUUAGCUGUAAAAUCUCGAGACUGGAAAUGUGCUGAUUGUGGAGAUGUAAAUAAAGUUUUUGAGAAAGACUUGACUGAAUCAUCUGAUGAAGUCCAAACUGACAAAAAGAUGUAUGAGGACGUCUGCUCAGCUGACGAAGUAGGACUUUCAAAUGAUGUAGCUGAAUUGUUGUGUGAACCUGAACAGUUUGCUUGUCAGAAUGUUGAGCAAGAAGCAUCUGCACAGUUACAGACUAAUGUUCCUAUUCGAAGAAGAACUGUUUCCUUUGCACAUGAUGGAGCUGCACUAUUUUGUCGACAUAACUCAGGGCCAAGUUUUACUUCUGAAACAGGGUCAACACCCAGUUUUUGGUCAUUAGUCUUAAUGUGGGUUAUUGCCUUAAUAUUUGUAGUUCUAUUUGUAAGACGAUUAUUUUAUUAGCAAUUUUAUUCUGCAUUCCUAAAGGUUUUAUUUUUUACAUUAAAAUUAUUUUCAAAAUUGA
Messenger RNA from Stegodyphus dumicola, 1384 nucleotides. Its product is annotated as ubiquitin-conjugating enzyme E2 J1-like. The record is from RefSeq and is a predicted model, not a curated record. Lineage: Eukaryota; Metazoa; Arthropoda; Arachnida; Araneae; Eresidae.